AUGGAUCCCGAAUCUAAUCACAUGAAUAACUUGGAUGUAUGUAAAGACCUUACACAGAUUACUUUUGAAUUGUACGAGCGUACUCGUAACGCAUCCGGUGACGAUAAAGAAUACUCAUUACGCGUGGCAUUCAGCCCAGGUGCCCACGAUCCUAAUAUUCUCGACAUCCAACUUGAUGCUAGGCAUUGCCUUAAUGUGGCACCGAGGAAGAAUUUGACCGAUCAUUUGCCACUUGAUGAAGCUUUAUCUUAUUAUAAACGGAAACUUCAUAAUCCGCAAAUGGCAGCCGUUGAAGAACAAUUACACCUUAUGCAUGAAAACAACCAUCGCAAUUCUCCAUCCCCGAUGCAUAAUGACAUUUUGCGUUUAAGCAAAUCGUUUUAG
Ambispora gerdemannii is the source of this 384-nucleotide messenger RNA. Lineage: Eukaryota; Fungi; Glomeromycota; Glomeromycetes; Archaeosporales; Ambisporaceae. The record is from the annotation of a GenBank genome assembly.